AUGAGCAACGCCAUAGAAGACUCCAUAAGAAUUGACAGUUUGCAUGUAGAUAGCAUCACCAAGGAGGUAAACAUGGUUUAUGAAAUAAAGAAUGAUGCCAGUAAUGAUCAAGCUUGUGAGGGAGAAGAAAGUACCACUGGAGCCACAUUGAGCAUGGAUGAUAGGCUCAAACCAUCCAUUGAGGAACUCCCGGUUGUGGAAUUGAAGACAUUACAAGAGCACCUUGAGAUACUUUUCGAUCCCUUCACCCUAGAAGAUCAAGAAAAGACUACAUUCACAUGCCUGUAUGGCACCUUUGCAUACCGCCGAAUACCCUUCAGAUUAUACAACCUACCUGCCACCUUCCAGAGAUGCAUGUUAGCAAAUUUUGAGGAUAUGGUGGAAAAGACAAUGGAGGUGUUCAUGGAUGACUUUUCGGAAUUUGAUGUGGAGAUCAAGGAUAAGCGAGGAGUGGAGAACUUGGUUGCAGAUCAUCUAUUCAGGCUAGAAGGUCCUAAAAAAAUUGUUGGAUGA
Messenger RNA from Dioscorea cayenensis subsp. rotundata (Guinea yam), 513 nucleotides. RefSeq lists its product as uncharacterized. NCBI's taxonomy places the organism in Eukaryota, Viridiplantae, Streptophyta, Magnoliopsida, Dioscoreales, Dioscoreaceae. The record is from RefSeq and is a predicted model, not a curated record. Bases 1 to 513 code for a protein of 170 amino acids. The transcript is spliced from 3 exons.